Ziziphus jujuba (common jujube) is the source of this 748-nucleotide messenger RNA. RefSeq names its product small ribosomal subunit protein uS10y. The coding region runs from base 185 to 553 and encodes 122 amino acids. Gene Ontology annotation, biological process: translation. Lineage: Eukaryota; Viridiplantae; Streptophyta; Magnoliopsida; Rosales; Rhamnaceae. Gene Ontology annotation, molecular function: structural constituent of ribosome; RNA binding. The record is from RefSeq and is a predicted model, not a curated record. The transcript is spliced from 4 exons. Gene Ontology annotation, cellular component: ribosome; cytosolic small ribosomal subunit.
GCCGCCCAGUGGCUCAGACCCGAAAUGGGAUUGUAGAAAAACCCUUAUGAUGAAGAUAAAUAGCCCCUAAUAUUUCUGCAUCGAAUUCCUAUCGCGCGAGAAGUAGCAGAAGCGGCCAGUACUCCUUCUCACCAGCACUGCAAGCGAUUUCGAAAGGAAAGCAAAGAAAACUUGCUGGAAAACAAUGGCGUACGCAGCGAUGAAGGCGACGAAGCCGGGUUUGGAGGAAUCGCAGGAGCAGAUCCACAAGAUUAGGAUCACCCUUUCUUCUAAGAACGUGAAGAACCUCGAAAAGGUGUGUACGGAUUUGGUUCGUGGUGCAAAGGACAAGAGAUUGAGGGUCAAGGGACCAGUGAGAAUGCCAACUAAGGUUCUGCACAUCACCACCAGGAAGUCCCCUUGUGGUGAAGGUACCAACACAUGGGACAGAUUUGAGCUACGUGUCCACAAGCGAGUUAUUGACCUCUUUAGCUCCCCUGACGUAGUUAAGCAGAUUACGUCCAUUACAAUUGAACCUGGUGUAGAGGUUGAGGUUACCAUUGCGGAUUCUUAGAUCUGCCCCACCAUUACGCGUCUUAGCAUAGCGAUUCUGUCUUGUUUUUAUUUUUGAAUUAGACUGUCAUGCACUGAGAUUUUUGUUUGUUUAUCCGUUGCGUUAAGUUGAAAUUUUUGGUUAUGUUAUCUAAAUGAAAUAUUGAAAGAGGUUGCAAAAUCUUAUUGGUUUAUAUUGAACGAUUAGCUUGUUUAA